AUGGCCGAAGUCAACCCCCACCGGUCCACCGCCGAGAUCCUGUUCAAGGACGUUGUCGAGAGAAGACUUCCGACAGACCCACAGACCCUCAAGGACUUCUUCUUCGACCGCUGUAUCACCACCAAGGGCCAGGAGAAGCUCCUCUCCGUCUAUGACCUCCUCAUGGAAGGCAGGGACCCGGCUAUUCCCCCCGCUCAGCUCCAGGCCUGGGCCGCUGAGGGCGACCACGAGCCCGGCAAGUACAUCGGCACCUUCGACUACAACCAGUACAUCUGGAACCCCAAGGACGUCGACGCGGGGCUCGCCGCCCACGCCGAAGAGAUCAUGGACGCGCUCGCCGGUCCCGCUGACGAUGAUGGAUAUAUGGCUCGCAUCCCUGUCUUUAUGGAGGGUCAGACUCGUCUUCGCCACAAGAAGGAGGCGCUUGAGGCCAAGGGCGAGUAUGUCCGCACCGUCCGCGGCACGCGCUUUGGCUCUGUGCCCAACGUGGACCCGAAUGGACCCUCCGCGGCUGGCCAUACCAUCUUCUGCCCCGAUGGCUUCAAAGGCGUGCCCUUUAGCGAGAUCGCCCGUGCGAUGCAGGGUAUGGCCGGUGUGAAAGUCCACCUCUUCCCCCGCAAGUAA
This is a messenger RNA of Colletotrichum acutatum, 624 nucleotides long. RefSeq lists its product as uncharacterized. The coding region runs from base 1 to 624 and encodes 207 amino acids. The record is from RefSeq and is a predicted model, not a curated record. The transcript is spliced from 3 exons. Lineage: Eukaryota; Fungi; Ascomycota; Sordariomycetes; Glomerellales; Glomerellaceae.